AAUAUACACACAGGCCUACUACACGUUAUAAACAUCAGGAACGCUGACGUCAAUCGAAGUUUUCGGGUUUCACAUUAAGGAUAUGACUUCUUUAUAAAGCUGCAAGUGACACCUGCUUGAGAUUUUAUAUCCUUCAGUGAUGGAUUCCUUGGGGCCAGGGCCUCCAUCAACAUCUCCUCCAGUAGGGCCCCCAACAGAAGAGCAGUGUGGAGUUUUCUGGUCCCACAAUCAAACUAAAUAUGACUUCACAGGAGGAGAAUAUGGAGAAAUUCCUUUCACUCUCAUCAUCAACAGCAUCGGAUGGGUGGUGCUCAUCUUACUAUUUGCCAUUCUGAGAAAGAUUGCCUGGGAUUACGGCAGGAUAGCGCUCGUGAGCCGAACAGAGGAAAAUACUCAAGUGUUGAAGAAGGGAAAUGGCUACAAUGUAUGGACGUCUUUAUUUUUUGGGGAGAGAGAUAAGCCAGCACAUGGUUCCCAGGAGUCCCUAGAUACCCACCUGCACUCUCAGGAUAAG
Messenger RNA from Ylistrum balloti, 514 nucleotides. RefSeq names its product calcium permeable stress-gated cation channel 1-like. NCBI's taxonomy places the organism in Eukaryota, Metazoa, Mollusca, Bivalvia, Pectinida, Pectinidae. The annotation marks the transcript as partial. The record is from RefSeq and is a predicted model, not a curated record. The transcript has 5 exons.